AUGGGCGAAGCAACCACAGCUUCUGAGGUGUUGGACACCUUUUCGCGAGGGACCAAAAACCCAGUUCCAAACUCACCCGCAUAUACUCCGCAAAGAGUUCUAAAGAUUGUGACUGUUGGAGCUGGAUUUUCUGGUCUCAUAUUCGCACAUAAGCUGCAACACGAGCGGCCAGAGUUCCAGCAAUUGACUUCACAUAAGAUCUUUGAAUCUAGAGGUGAUGUUGGUGGAACUUGGCUCGUGAAUAAGUAUCCUGGGGUCCAAUGUGAUGUGCCUGCACAUGUAUAUGCAUUUCCAUUCGACCCCAAACCUGAUUGGGACCACUUCUACGCUACGGGGCAGGAGAUACACAGUUAUAUCAAAGCCACGGUCAAAAAAUGGAAUCUUGAUCGGGACGUACACUUGAAUCACAAAGUACUGGAAGCUCUGUGGCAAGAAGACGUCGCACAAUGGAAAAUUACAGUUGAGAAUGGGGAGGGUGCCUUCGUCGAAUAUGCCGACUUCCUAAUAUCAGGACAAGGAGUCUUGAACAAGUGGCAUUGGCCUAAUGUGCAAGGAUUAGAAAAGUUCAAAGGUCAUAAAUGCCACUCAGCAGAAUGGGAUGAAAAUUACGACUACUCCCAUAAAACAAUAGCUGUGAUAGGGAACGGAUCCUCCGGGGUUCAGAUAGUUCCCAAACUGGCAAAUCUGCCUGGAGCGAAGGUGAUCAGCUUUCAAAGAAGCCCUAAUUAUGUCUACUCAAGAUCUGCUCCGGCAAAACUACUUGACCGUGACGACCUCGCUCAAAAUCCAGCAUAUACCGAGCAGGAGAAACAAAGGUUUCGUGAAGACAAGACUUUUCACCGAGAAUACCGCCAAAAGAUUAUCCAUAGCAUCAAUUCGAUGUUCAAAAUGUUUGUGAAGGGAUCAGAGGAAAAUAUCAAAGAAUCGGAGCUGGCACGUCUACAAAUGGCCGAGAAACUGCAUCACGACCCUGAGUUGUGCGAUAGAAUGAUACCGAACUGGGGAUUAGGCUGUCGGCGCAUCACCCCAGCGGAAGGGUAUCUUGAAUCCUUCUCGAAAGACAAUGUCCAAUUGGUCUUUGACACAGUGUCGGGGGCAACCGAAAACUCUGUGGUGACGGCAAGUGGCAAGUCUUACGAGGUCGAUGUUAUUGCUUGUGCCACUGGAUUUGAUGUUUCUUGGAGACCACAGUGGCGCAUGAUUGGAAGAGAUCAGGUAGACCUGAACGUGGAGUGGGCGGUCGACCCAAAGUCAUAUAUCUCGCUGGGCGCAGCGAACAUGCCGAAUCAUUUCAUCUUUCUCGGUCCGAACGCUGUUGUCACCCAUGGGUCGCUCAUCGAAUCUAUCAACUGGACGGCUGAUUAUAUUUUGAAAUGGCUUUAUAAAGUGACGACUGAGGACAUCAAGUCUAUCACGCCCAAGUCGGAUGUGAUCAAUGAGCUUAUCGAAAAAGGCAAUAAAAUUCAUGAUACCCUGGUAUGGACUGAUAGCUGCUCUAGCUGGUUCAAACGGAAUACCCCUGGUGGCCGGGUGACAGCCGGAUUCGGCGGCAGCGCGCUGCUGUUUCGCAAAUUGGUUCAAGAGAUCCGACCUGAAGAUUUUGACAUCCAAUAUCAAAGCACCAACCGGUGGUCCUUCUUGGGUAACGGCUUUACGGAUCAUGAACUAGAUCCGAAGAAUGACUUGGCUUUUUACUUGAAACAUUGA
Exophiala bonariae is the source of this 1707-nucleotide messenger RNA. RefSeq lists its product as uncharacterized. The transcript has 4 exons. The record is from RefSeq and is a predicted model, not a curated record. Gene Ontology annotation, molecular function: flavin adenine dinucleotide binding; NADP binding; N,N-dimethylaniline monooxygenase activity. NCBI's taxonomy places the organism in Eukaryota, Fungi, Ascomycota, Eurotiomycetes, Chaetothyriales, Herpotrichiellaceae. The coding region runs from base 1 to 1707 and encodes 568 amino acids.